Messenger RNA from Phacochoerus africanus (Common warthog), 3785 nucleotides. RefSeq names its product serine/threonine kinase 40 (gene STK40). The transcript has 11 exons. Gene Ontology annotation, biological process: protein phosphorylation. Gene Ontology annotation, molecular function: ATP binding; protein kinase activity. The record is from RefSeq and is a predicted model, not a curated record. Bases 405 to 1712 code for a protein of 435 amino acids. NCBI's taxonomy places the organism in Eukaryota, Metazoa, Chordata, Mammalia, Artiodactyla, Suidae.
ACUGCUGCAGGAGGGGCUGAGGUUAGGUGGCUGGAAUAGCUAAUAGGAACUCUUUACUGUAAACCUCCUUGGUCAAGACUCCAGAGAUCUUCAGAUUGAAGCGGGGUUUCUAAAAAAGCGAGAGGCCCAGAGGGAAAUGAAUUGUGAGGGCUGCGACAGGAAUUCCAGUCAUUGAUUGAACCUCACGGCAGCGCUCUCCGCUCAGGACUCCAGAAACCGAGAAAUGGGGGUCAAGGAAGAAUCACUUUUUUGAUAAAUACACUACAGCUGGCCGAUCUUCAGACUGCUGGACACGUCUCCAAGCCCGGGAGGGCAAGUGUAGGGCACCAGAGGCUCAGUGAAGUCGGGGCGGGAGCGGUGCCUCCUGGCCUGGCUCACAGCUGACAUAGAUAAGCGAGCUGAGAAUGAAGCGGAGAGCAUCAGACAGAGGAGCUGGGGAAACGUCGGCCAAGGCGAAGGCUCUUGGAAGUGGGAUUUCUGGAAAUAACGCAAAGAGAGCUGGACCAUUCAUCCUGGGUCCCCGUCUGGGCAACUCACCGGUGCCAAGCAUCGUCCAGUGUUUGGCAAGGAAAGAUGGCACAGAUGACUUCUACCAGCUAAAGAUCCUCACCCUUGAGGAGAGGGGCGACCAAGGGAUAGAAAGCCAGGAGGAAAGGCAAGGCAAGAUGCUGUUACACACUGAGUACUCCCUGCUCUCCCUCCUCCACACGCAGGAUGGCGUGGUUCACCACCACGGGCUCUUCCAGGACCGCACCUGUGAAAUUGUCGAAGAUGCAGAAUCCAACCGGAUGGUUAAGAAGAUGAAGAAGCGCAUCUGCCUCGUCCUCGACUGCCUCUGCGCUCACGACUUCAGCGACAAGACCGCUGACCUGAUCAACCUGCAGCACUACGUCAUCAAGGAGAAGAGGCUCAGCGAGCGCGAGACCGUGGUCAUCUUCUAUGACGUGGUGCGCGUGGUGGAGGCCCUGCACCAGAAAAACAUCGUGCACAGAGACCUGAAACUUGGAAACAUGGUGCUCAAUAAGAGGACGCAUCGGAUAACCAUCACCAACUUCUGCCUUGGGAAGCAUCUUGUGAGCGAGGGGGACCUGCUGAAGGACCAGAGGGGGAGCCCGGCCUACAUCAGUCCAGACGUGCUCAGCGGCCGGCCGUACCGGGGCAAGCCGAGCGACAUGUGGGCCCUGGGUGUGGUGCUCUUCACCAUGCUCUACGGCCAGUUCCCCUUCUACGACAGCAUCCCGCAGGAGCUCUUCCGCAAGAUCAAGGCUGCCGAGUACACCAUCCCCGAGGACGGGCGGGUCUCUGAGAAUACCGUGUGUCUCAUCCGGAAACUGCUGGUCCUCGACCCCCAGCAGCGCCUGGCUGCUGCCGAUGUCUUAGAGGCCCUCAGUGACAUCAUCGCAUCAUGGCAGUUGCUGUCAUCUCUGAGCGGGCCUUUGCAGGUGGUUCCUGACAUCGACGACCAAAUGAGCAAUGCAGACAGCUCCCAGGAGGCAAAGGUGACAGAGGAGUGCUCCCAGUACGAGUUUGAGAACUACAUGCGGCAGCAGCUGCUGCUGGCCGAGGAGAAGAGCUCCGUGCACGAGGCCCGCAGCUGGGUGCCCAAGCGGCAGUUCGGCAGCGUGCCGCCCGUGCGCAGGCUGGGCCACGACGCGCAGCCCAUGAACCCCCUGGACGCAGCCAUCCUGGCGCAGCGCUACCUGCGGAAAUAGCAGCACGGGCAGGGGCACCAGCACCACCCAGCGCCUCUCCUGGCCCCCAGCCGGUGGCCUGGCUGCUGGGCCAGCCCCGUCGUGCUGAACUCUCCCAGGCUGCAGUGGGGACGGGGCAGGGCCAACCCAGGGCACAUGGGGUCAGCAGAGGUACCACGAAGCUACCUUUUGGAAUGAUUGCUUGAUUGUUUGGUUUUUUAAUCUGAGAAGCCUAGAUAACUAAUCUGCUUUUAAUCAUGACGUUUUAAUCUACCUCUGUCUCUUUAACCAUGCUGUCUCUGGACUGAGUGAGAGGGAGGAAGAGGGAGCCCACCUGCCUAGGGGCCUGACCGCCACCGACCCCCCGAUCCCCGACCCCCAGGGCAGCUGUGCCCCACAGUCCACAUAAGCUGAAAGUGCAGCUCACUGCUGGCUCCCCACUCGGAGGCCUGCUCCCCACUGCCCUCCCAGGCCCCUCACAGUCUGUUUUUGCCCCUCCCCUUCUGACCCCAGGCCCCUCAGUCCAAGCUUUGGAAAACUGUCACCUCAUCUUAAGUGGAAUUCAAAUAUAUUUAUUUUUGUACUGAAACCAACUUCUCUGCCAUCUCUAGGUGGCUCGGCCCGCGGCCACUCCCUGUCCCCAGCCUGGCUGGACAGCAGGGAGUCUGCAGCCCCCCAGGUGGGCCCCCUCCUCACUCCCAGGCUCAGAAGCCCCUUCUUGCCAGCCCCCCCUCCACCUCCAGCCCAUCUGUCUCUCCUUGUUUCUGGUGAUGGGGAGGCCUUUCUAGACUCGGUUCUCUUUCUCCCAUCUCAGUUUCUCUGAGGUGCUGCAUUAGCCCUGGUUUCUCCUCCACCUCUCACCGUGGUACCGAGGUGAUGCCGACACAGAUGUGAAGGGUGCCUGGCGGGCGGCUGAGGAGGGUGCCCUGGGCCCACAUGCUUGCCCGCCUUCUCGCUCCCGUCAGCCCUCUGCGUUCAGAGAAUGGGGGACCCUUCUCCCCUCCUGCCCCUACCUUCUGAGAGGUGUGGUGUCCCUCCUAGCAGGCCACCGGGGUCCUUCCUGGGGGCUUUGGGGCCUGCAGAGAGAAUUACAGGGACUGGGGGUCCGGCCUGGCUUGAGAACAGCCCUGCUGCCCUUUUUUGAGCCGCGAUUUUGAAGUGGAUGCCCGUCUUGCCAGAAACGCUGUUCUCACCAGAGUGCCCUCCCCUCCCUGGACUCGGCCCUGCCCAGCGCCAAGCAGAGACCCUUCCUGGCCUGGCCCUCAGAGCGGCCAAGAGUUCCCCUCCAGGCAGCCCCUGGCCCUCAGGCCCUGCCUGCCUGCUCUUGUUCCCCAGUGGGGAGGUGACCGAGGCCUGCGUGACCUUGUUUCCCAGAGAAUGAGCUGCCCCUCCCCCAGAGCUGACUCACUGUGAGUGACUUGGGCAAGUUCCCAAACCUCCUUGUGCCUCAGUUUCCCCAUCUGGAAAAAAUGGGGCCACCUCUUGCCAGCAGUAGCAGGGCCGCCCAUGCCCCUUCCUCCCCGUGCCCCGUCCCAGCCCCUGGGCGCCCCGUGCCUCUGCCUCAGUGGGUCCGUGGGGGCCCACCUGAGCCCGGCACUUCCUCCCCUGAGCACCGGGCUCUGCCUCCCUCAGCCGUCCAGCUGCUGAGAGCCAGGGUCUUGUGCUGGGGGCCAGGAUGCCCGCUUUUCUAUAUUUAUUGAGAAAAGAAGUCUCCUACGGGAGUGGAAAUGCAGUCCGGCCCAGGGCUCCCAGCGCUGGGACUGUCCUCCCGUGAGGGCCUCACCUCAGCCCCUCGGCCGGCAGCCGGGCUGCCUCGCGCGGUCCUCCGCCUCCUCGUCAAGCAAUAUCCUCUGGGUCUGCAAGGCCUCUCGGACAGACUGGCCCCUUCCAAGGCCAACCCAUGUGUCUGAUGAAUUGCUGGCAGAGCGCAUGAGAGGAGGUUGGGUCUGCCCUCACUGGGUGUCACACGCUGAGAGAAGUCCUAUUGUAAAGAAACAAAAUGGAAAAAGUCACAAAAAAGUUUGUAUAAAGUCAUAUUUUUGUACUACAUGGGGACUCUUCCUGCAUGUCAGCAAUAAAACUUCCUGAUCUGGA